Molecule: messenger RNA, 4960 nt
Organism: Varroa destructor (honeybee mite)
Lineage: Eukaryota; Metazoa; Arthropoda; Arachnida; Mesostigmata; Varroidae
Gene: Vps11
Product: vacuolar protein sorting 11
Biological process (GO): vacuole organization; intracellular protein transport; organelle fusion
Cellular component (GO): endosome; HOPS complex
Molecular function (GO): protein binding; protein-macromolecule adaptor activity
Source: RefSeq, a predicted model, not a curated record
UCGAACUUUUUAGAAUAAAAUGUGAAUGAGAUACGCUUAUUUUUCAAAUAAACGGCUUUUAUAAGACAAAAUAGAUAUAGGUAGUAUUUCAUGAGAAAAUACUAAAAAAAGACGAAACCUGUCAGUAACUGCAUUGUUUUGGUGGAUCAUGAAGAUGUCGUUUGUGCAGUGGCGCCGUUUCACUUUUUUUGACAUCAAAGUGAUCAAGGAUAACAAUAAUCAAGAUCAGGAGUUCAACUAUUUGAAGGAUGUGAACGUAACAUGCGCGAGUAGCGGAGGCUCAUUGUUGGUGUUCGGCGAUUCUAAAGGAAUGAUCCACACCGUCAAUCGAGCACUCAAUGUCUCCACAUUCCAGGCCUUCAGGGUAUGCGUAGAGCAUGUCCAGCAGAUGCGCGAGAACAUUCUUGUUGCGGUUGGAUCUGACGAGGCUGGAAUCAAUCCUGUCAUCAAGGUGUGGAAUCAAAAUAAGCAAGACAUGCAGGGUGGGCCCUUCUGUGUUCGAAGUAUGCGAGCCGUCAUUGGCAAUAAACCCGCAUCGGUGUCAGCUUUCCGGGUAAACGACAGCAUGAAUGUAAUGGCCGUUGGAUUUGAUGAUGGUCGUCUGCUAUUGAUUCGAUGCGAUAUCACUAGAGGAACAAGUCGUCAGGCGAAGCUUUUGCACAUCGUUAUUGCACCCGCUCCAAUUACUGGUAUAGAGUUUCAAGGUUCAAGCCACAUUUUCGUCGUGACAACUUUGUCUGUACACGCAGUGUCACUUCAGUCCAAUGCUGGAACCACUACGGGUAACUCUAGCGGCAUCACGAAUAAUAAGAUUCUCGGUGAACCGAUGGUUUGCAAAAUUGAUUCAAAUGGAUGUAAACCUGGAUGCUGCUCUAUCUUCGAACCUAGAAAGGAAAAUAAGGGGGUCCAGUUCGUUAUGGGGUGCAAGUCUGCAGUGUUCUUCUAUCAUCUAGAAGGAGUUGGACCCUGUCUUGCAUUUGAGGCCGAGAAAGAGCUUGUUACCUGUUUUCGGAACUAUCUCGUGUGUGUCGUUCGGGACAACGACAAAACCAUACUCAAUAUCUACGACAUACACAACAAGUAUGUUGCCUACUCAACACCCUUAGUUGGCAUCAGCCACGUGCUUCCUCACUGGAAUGGCGGUGAGCUUAUUGUGGUUACCAAACAGGGCAGACUGUUUUCACUAACUGAAAAGUCUACUGAAGACCGCCUGGGAGUCUUGUUUCAUAAAAACCAGUAUGAACUGGCCGUCAAACUGGCAAAAAGUAAUAAUUAUGAUGGGAUCGUCGACAUAUUUCGCCAGUAUGGAGAUUACCUUUACGCCAAAGGAGAUCAUGAUGGCGCCGUGGCUCAGUACGUUAAAACCAUUGGAAAGCUAGAAGAAUCAUACGUUAUUCGAAAGCUGCUUGACGCUCAGAAGAUUAAACAGCUUACGGAGUACCUUCAGGAGCUACACAAGUCAGGUCUUGCUCGCGAGGAUCAUACAACCUUACUCCUCAACUGCUACACAAAUAUCAACCAGAUUGAUACUCUCAGCGAGUUCAUAAAAACGUCGGAUUUGCAGUUCGACGUUGAAAUUGCCAUCAAGGUAUGCCGUGGGAGUGAACUCUACAAGGAGGCUUUGUAUCUUGCUGGAAAGCACCAGCUCACAGACUAUUACCUCAAGAUCCUACUUGAGAACCUUGGUAAUUUUGAUGACGCCAUUUACUAUAUUGAGCGGUUACCAUUUGAAAAGGCUGAAGAAAACAUGGAAAAAUACGGUAAAGUUCUCAUGGAUCAUAGCCCAGAUCGUACGACGAGUUUGUUAUCUCGGCUAUGUACAAAUUUUGAAGGAAAGAAAUCUCCUGCUGAAAAAUUCAUUCACAUCUUCGUGAAUAAGCCCCGUCUAUUAAAAGGCUUCCUGCGACAAAUUAUUGCAGAAUUGGGUGACAAGGUAGGUCGGCUGUCACCGAUUAUCUAUAACACACUGCUCGAACUCGAGCUGCAGGAAUAUGUGGCCGAAACUCAACCUUCUCAACGCACUACGAAGGAAAUUGAGAUAAUGUGCUUUUUGCGAGAAAAAAAGAACUGCUACGACACCGAUUUAGCCUUAGGCCUCUGCCAGAUCAACAAUUUCAAGGCGGGCAUUUUACAUCUCUAUGAGAAGGCUGAGCUAUACCAUCAGAUUUUGUCAUUUUAUACAGAUAAACAGGACUUUGCUAGUGUCAUUGAGGUGUGUAGCCGUUUUGGGGACACUGACCCAAGUCUGUGGCUACAUGCUUUACUUGUGCUCGCUUAUGCUGAGCACGCUAGUACGGAGCAAUAUUUCAUGAGCGUUUUAGAACACAUUGAGCAACACGCUCUUUUGCCUGCUAUCUUCGUUGUAUCAAUAGCAGCCCGUUCAAAGACUGCAACUUUGUCCCUUUUGAAGAAAUUCUUAGUGAGGCAACUUUCUGCUUAUGCAGACAAAAUUCGCACUUGUGAGCAAACAAUAAAACAACUCAAAAAGGAAACCGAGCAAAUUCGUGAGCAGAUGGAUAACAUAAAGCACAGGCCUCACGUGUUCCAGGAGAGCAUGUGCUCAGGAUGUAAAAUCGAGCUUGAGCUCCCAAGUGUCCACUUUUUAUGUGGUCACUCAUUCCAUGUAAACUGUUUCGAAAAUUUUGCCGACAACAAUGAAGGCUGUCCGUCAUGUGCGCCCGAAAGUAAGCGUAUCGUCGACCAACAACGACAAAUGGACGAAGCAAUGAAGACAUUAGAUGAAGAUUUUAGCCGAUGUUUCGCAGACAGCGACGAUGUAAUGGCAACGGUUGCAGAGUUUGUUGCUAAAGGCGUCUUUAAAACCCUCGAUCCAUGGACAGAAGCCGCUCUUAACGAUACUAAUGACUAUAUUUCGACCAAACGUUGUGCACCCAAACAGCAAAGCAUCUUCGAGAGACCAUCGUCCUUUCCCGUAAGAGUGCCAGAGCAAGAGGUUGUGUCGAAGAAGUCAAUUUUCGAUAAGCAAAACCCGUUUCAGAAACAAGAAUCGCCUAAGGCAGCUAACGUUACGAGUUUGUGGAACCAAACAGAUGGACCAGUAUAUCCCGCUGCACCGAGGCGCGCGCCUCUCGACAGUUUUCAUAAAACGGCCAAAAAUGUCAAUGAUGAUACCGAUAACCCGUUCAGCGAUAUGUAUGCCGAAAAUAUACAUCAAGAUAGACGUUCUCUGAUGGAUAGUUCGCAAGGUGUGGAGGUUACAGCAUCAAUACUAACGAAUGCAGCACAACGAUCAAGUCCUGCUAGAUCUCCCAGGCCAUCUUCACCUCGCUCAGCUGGUCGACAAUUAGACAAAAAUUCUGGCGCUGUGGAACCUACCGGCUCCAAUCCGUUUGGAGAUGAAGAAGAGUUUAAUGGCAAUAGUACCAACCCGUUUAAAAAAAACACUGAUGCUACCGUUUCAAACAACCCUUUUGGAGAUAAUUUCGAUUAAUAUUAUCCUUCGAGAAACAGUUUCAUUACAUAUGGAUUGUUAUCGUAUGGGAACAGUUGAACAAUCGAAAAUUAUGUAAAAAAUACGGGCAGAGUAGUGCUUUUGGUAGAUAUAGUUCUAUCCGACAAUAUAUUUUAUUAGAAUAAGCCCGAUGUAGUUUAACUAAUAAAUGUCAAUUCCCAGUUAUAAUAUCGAAUAAUCAGUUGGUGUCCAUAGCAAUUCUUUCCUAGAGUAGCUAUUUGAUCCAUUUAUCACAAAAAGUUCUCUUGGUAAAAUUAUUAUCUGAUAUACAUAUAGUCGAGAUAGGACUUCAGUAGCAAACUAUAAGGUAAAGGGAAAAUAUUUUCGUUGCCAUCAACAUUACCACCCCAUAAUUAAAGAGGGUGAAAUCAUGUUCCCUGCGAGUUCAUAUAUUUCUAUAUUUUUUACAAUAAAGAAAAAGGAUCAAACAGACCAAAUUAUGAAGGGGUUAAAAUUGACAAUGUUGACCGCGUAAAUAUACUUUAAGCAAGCUGAAUAUGCCAGGUAGUAAUACGAUAUUGCCAAAUACGCAGACAAAAGUUAACGAAUGUAUAUUCCUUAUUCGAUUGCGAGAGAUAGCAGAUAGGAUUCUGGCGCAUAAAAUUAUGCCCAGUUUUUGUGGGCUACUAAGCACCACAGAAACAUUCGGGAGAAACUAAUAAUUCUUAUAUUUUUGUCAAUAUUACCAUUUAUAUAAUUAGCAUUCAUGAGUAAAAAGCUGCCCUGUCGCGCUUAUCUCGCUGUCAUACAAAUCGUUCGAUGGUAAGUAAUUACAAUAAACUUUACACUUAAUAAUUGAAAUCACAUUUGUCGCCAUUUAUUUUCAACCACUUACGCUUAAUAUAUUAUGGCAUCUGACAUUGUUUCUCGUGUUGUCGUUUUAUAUUUAUACGAUCUACGCAUAGUAAGCAUAUUUAUCCGAAUAUCUUUUGCUUACUGCUAAUUGCACUAGUAAUAAUAACGACAAUGGUAAUGGAUCAUUUUUUCAUUCCAUUAAACACAUAGUUAUUAUUAUCAUGUUUUCAGCCAAAUUUGUCUGUCUAUAAUUGAUAUCCUAGAAGAUAACAUAACAUCGUAAGUGCUCUUGGUUCGGAGAACACGUUAUCACAAGAGUAUGAAAAGUCCCGUGAUGUGACUUAAUCUAUUGACUUUUACGUAAAGAACGAAUCGGUUAUCAGCUAUCGGUACGAAUACAAACAUAGUAUAAAGUUAGUUAACGUUGUUGGAUUACUAUUACGUUCGAUUAUCAAGUAUGAUCAAUUGCAUUUUUAUGAUCCCUGUUACAGUUUGUGUAUACGGUGAUAUUGAGUCAGCCAAUGAUUACAGUUCAUUCUGUUUCCAUUGUAAGUGGCCUCGUAGAAGCACAUAUCAACCAAAAGUUUCAUCACGUCCGAACAUAUUGUCUUAUAAAAGUUUGUCACUUUUUCUCUUUGCUCUAUCGGAAGUUUGUAUUGUUUGUCGAAAAUAUUUAUGUCGACAUAGAUAGGU